This is a messenger RNA of Thecamonas trahens ATCC 50062, 849 nucleotides long. Its product is annotated as anaphase-promoting complex subunit 10. The record is from RefSeq and is a predicted model, not a curated record. NCBI's taxonomy places the organism in Eukaryota, Apusomonadida, Apusomonadidae. The coding region runs from base 48 to 683 and encodes 211 amino acids. The transcript has a single exon. Gene Ontology annotation, biological process: anaphase-promoting complex-dependent catabolic process; protein K11-linked ubiquitination. Gene Ontology annotation, cellular component: anaphase-promoting complex.
GGAGGAAGAGUCGGCGGAGAUACGGAAGAGAAAGAGGGCGUGAGAGCAUGGCGGUGGAUUUGCAGACGGCGUUGGACAUGGGCAUGAGCGAGGCGCAGCUGGCCGAGGUCCGUGAGCUGGGCGAGGAGGCGGCGUGGUCGCUGUCGACGGCCAAGACAGGCUUCCCGGUCGAUCAUCUGCGAGAUGGCUCGACGGAAACAUACUGGCAGUCGGACGGACCGCAGCCGCAUCUGGUCAACAUCCAGUUUCCCAAGAAGAUGGCCAUCACACAUCUCGCCCUCCACGUCGACUAUCGCCACGACGAGUCGUACACGCCGCGGACACUCUCGCUCCGCAUCGGGACCAACUACCACGACCUGGUCGAGCUCGAGGUUGUCGAGCUGGAUCAGCCGGCCGGAUGGGUCGUCAUUCCGCUGCGGACGGCGGCGGCGGCGGCACGGGCGGCCCGGCGGGCGGAAGCGCUGGAGAAUGGCGAGGAGCCCGACGAUGACGACGCCGCAGACCUCGACGCCGUGGUGCGGACCAACUUUCUCCAAGUCGCCGUCGUCUCCAACCAUCAGAACGGACGCGAUACACACAUUCGCCAGAUGCGGGUCUUUGGGCCGAAGCGGAGCGUCGCCCUCCCUGGCCACAUCCCGCACUUUGGCACCGUCGAGAUGCAGCAGUUUGCCAUCCUGCGAUGACAACCAUGGACAAGCAUGGGGUGGUUUAUGCUGUGUCGGUCGGUGGAGGGGGGGAAGGAGGCGAGGAGGCAGAAGCGGGAGCAGCUUCGGCAUCACUAACGGCAGCGGCAGCAGCGGCGGUAGCGCGGGCAGAGACGUCAAAGCGGAUAAAGUCGACCUCGAUAUC